AUGUGGCGGAGCGGUCGUUGUAGCGAAGCCGUUGACAACGCUGUGACAGAGGCGGGGGUCGAUUUGAUGGAGGGCAACGAGCUAUGGCAGAGCAAAGGUCGGGUCACGUCGCGAUUGCUGGUCGAAGUGGAGGCGCACUCGUCAUCGUUGGGUCGAAGCGGAGGAAAGAGUGGUUUUGCAGUUGCCGUCUCGCCUAUUGAUUUUUAG
Molecule: messenger RNA, 207 nt
Organism: Linum trigynum
Lineage: Eukaryota; Viridiplantae; Streptophyta; Magnoliopsida; Malpighiales; Linaceae
Source: the annotation of a GenBank genome assembly